Molecule: messenger RNA, 2994 nt
Organism: Polyodon spathula (Mississippi paddlefish)
Lineage: Eukaryota; Metazoa; Chordata; Actinopteri; Acipenseriformes; Polyodontidae
Product: FGFR1 oncogene partner 2 homolog
Exons: 6
Coding region: 512-1156 (214 amino acids)
Biological process (GO): response to wounding
Source: RefSeq, a predicted model, not a curated record
CAAAAGUACAAGGCAGAGAUAAAUGCGCAUUCUGAUCAUUUUGUAGUUUAUAGUAGAAGGUAUCUGGAGACAUUUUUUUGCUAAGACCAAAUGGGACUCGGGUACUAAAAACCUGCUUGCAGUAAAUAAUGUCAAAUGAUGCAUGAUAAAGUGGCUCAUCGCAGAUUGUAGAAUUUUUGAGUUGUUAACUUUCAGCCACAACUAUGAAUCUGCAAUUUGUGCGAGUUCAUUUGCGUAAACGAUGGCCGGAAAUAAAGGCGAGAAUGUUUUGUGCACGGAAGUAGCUUUGGUUGAUGUGUUUAUUAUACUACUUUAAUCAUACGUUUAAAAUGUAACUCAGAUUGAACCAGAAAUAUCAAAUGUAUGUUUUGUUGGGUUUUUUUUUAAUUUUAUUUGAUAAACAUCAGUGUUUUCUCUCUGAGAUGUUCAGUAAGUCACUUAUAAAUGUUGAUUUGAUCUGAAUGAGACACAACAACCAGAGCAGAAGGAAUGCGGCACCAUACUAGCUACAAUGAGCUGUACAAUAGAAAGAGUGCUGGAAGAUGCAAAAGCUCUUGUGGAGAGGUUAAGAGACCACGACAAUGCUGCUGAGGUGCUAAUUGAACAGACAACUUUCCUUAACAAACGUGUUGAAGCUAUUAAGCAGUACCAGGAGGAGAUCCAGGAGCUGAAUGAGGUGGCGAGGCACAGGCCCCGCUCCACUCUGGUGAUGGGAAUCCAACAGGAGAACAGGCAGAUCAGGGAACUUCAGCAGGAAAACAAAGAGCUCCGGACAUCUCUUGAGGAGCACCAAUCAGCCCUUGAACUCAUUAUGAGUAAAUACAGAGAGCAGGUGUUCAGGUUGCUAACGGCUAGCAAGAAAGAUGACCCCAUCAUAAUUACAAAACUAAAGGAACAACAUUCCAGUGAAAUUCAAGCCCACAUAGACAAGAUCAACGAAAUGGCAACAGUAAUGAAAAAAGCCAUUGAGCUUGAUGAAGACCGGGUUUAUGAAGAAGAACGCAUUAAACAGCUAGAACAUGAAAACAAUGGACUGAGAGAACUACUUCAUAUUAGCUGCGAAGCUUUCUUAACACUGAAGAAAGAAGACACACCAGAGAGCACUCUUAUAUCAGGAUUAGUAGCAACUGCUGACCUGAGCUUGAGGAAAAGCUAAAGAAGCUCAUGGAAACAAUGCACUUUCAUCUCAUAGUUCAUUAACCGCAUGACGGCCAGACUGGGAUAACCCAAAUCACUCAACAGGGUACAAGCAGAUAUUUGUAUGAAAAUGUCAGGGUUUCUCUUUUUUACUUUUUGAUUUUAUAUAAGUGGUUGAGAAAGCUUUGGUAAAUCUGUGUGCAUUGUGUGUCUGGAUGUUCUGUUUUGUUUUGUUUCUUCUUUCAAAAUCCUCAUGUUUUUGUGUUUUUUAAAAACUGCAUGGAAGACUGUUCUGGUGAAAGAACAUUUUUGCAACAAAAUGAGUCUUGUUGAUGGGCAUGUGUGUACGAGUGGGUUAAAAUGUUGUAGUUACUGAAUGAGUGUACCGUGACGAACAGUGUUAGGCAGUUCAUCCAUUGUUUUGUGUCUGUCCCACACAAGAGGAACAUAUAAAUUUGUUUAAUUCAAAUGAUAAAAACAAACCUGAAUAAAGCACUGCUCCAAAAACAAGAUAGGUUGUAAACAUUUGUAUACUGAAGGUAGUAAAAUGAUUAACCAUUUUAUAGAUGUGUGAUGUAGCAAUAUAAGACAGCUAAGGAAAUCUUUAUACUUCCAAAUAGGAAAAAGAAAAAACACACAACACUUUGUGGCCAAUUAGUUGUGGAAUAAAAAAAAUGUGAUCCCAUUCAAAUAACUGCAGUUCUGCUGGUUCAUACAUUUAGAAUUGGCACCAUAAAAAUUAGAAAGAUACAUUUCCAGAUGUUUCUCACAGGUAAGAUGCAGCUGUAUUUAAUAAUGCCUCUCAAUCUUUUCAUUGUUAAAGUUUGAACAUCACAGCUGACCACAUUUAAAACGUGCUGUAUUGCUUGUUGCUUUGUCUAUGGAAAUGCUGUUAAACAGAUGGCUGAUUAACCCUAUAAGCCCAAAACAAACCAGAAAUGCCUUUACAUAUUGCAUGGUACGUCUUAAGUUUUUUGUUGUUUUUUUUCCUGUUGGGACAGUACUGGUAACAAGAUUUUUCAAUUACUUGAUAUUUAACAAACAUUUUGUUCUUGAAAACCCAUUAUGUUUUUUUUCCCCCCCCCCAAGAUUUAAAAAAAAAAAAAAUCUGUGCAAGUCCAUUUCUAAAUAUAAUAACAUCUGAACUUGCUUGAUCAAGAAAACUCAUGUUGUAUAUUAACACUGGAUGAUUAUAUUUUGUGAAUACAUAAGUUAUACAUUGAAAGACCAUCAAGUCUGUUUCUUUUCUUUCUAUAAAAAAUGCAGGCUAGUGCAAUGUUCUGUUGUAUGAAUAGUUAUUGCUUGGCACCAGCAUUUGUGACCUUUUGGGUUUAGCAGUGAGCAGAUUGUUCACCUUAGGAAGAAAUAUGAAUAUAUAUCAGUUAAUAUGCAUACAUGUUUAGUAAAAUCGCAAAACACCAGUAAGGCGGCACUUUUCAGGUCUUACGUUAAAUUUGCCAUCCCACAGUAGGCUUUUCAUUGUUUCAUGACCCCUGAGUAGUGCAUAACUGGUCCUUUGUUCCUUCAAUUUGAAAUCUCAAACCUUUCCCAAUAAAACCCAAGAUUUAGUGGCACUGCAAAGUUCAUAUUGCAGUUCCUCAAAUAUUUUGCUUUUAUUAUUUAAUUUUAUUUUAAAGUACUCUGACUUGAGAUCAGCUGCUGCUCUACUCAAGUUGUUGGCAUAUUUAACCAAGGCUAGAUCAGUCAAAUUGUCUACAAUAUAUAGACAUUAGAGCCAACACCAUUCAGUGAACAGAAAUAUGAAAAGGACCUUGAUCCUUAAUACCUGUCUUUUCACUACAUGGUGCUGACUUAUUUUUAUAAAGACACGUUGGCUGAUCUGGGUAACGUAUGUCU